Asparagus officinalis (garden asparagus) is the source of this 1187-nucleotide messenger RNA. RefSeq names its product metalloendoproteinase 1-MMP-like. Gene Ontology annotation, cellular component: extracellular matrix. Lineage: Eukaryota; Viridiplantae; Streptophyta; Magnoliopsida; Asparagales; Asparagaceae. The record is from RefSeq and is a predicted model, not a curated record. The transcript has a single exon. Bases 36 to 1028 code for a protein of 330 amino acids. Gene Ontology annotation, molecular function: metalloendopeptidase activity; zinc ion binding. Gene Ontology annotation, biological process: collagen catabolic process; extracellular matrix organization; proteolysis.
CACAAGAAUCUCACCUGAGAAACAUUCCUCUCCUCAUGCCUCCCCUCCUCCGUUCCAUUCUCCUCUCUUUCUCCCCCCUCCUCCUCCUCCUCCUCUCUCAAACCUCAUCAAGACCCUUACCUAAGGGUUCCCACCUCGACCCCUCGGAAACGCCACGAUAUCUCCAUAAAUUUGGCUACUUACCAAAACCCGUUACAAACUUCUCCGAUCACAGCGACCCAGAGUUCAAAUCGGCCGUCUCCCUCUAUCAAUCCAACCACGGUCUGGCUGUCAGCGGGAAAUUAGACUCUGCCACCCUAGCUCAAAUGUCAACGCCUCGAUGCGGUGUCAGCGAUAAAAUCACCAUUAACAACAAAAACGGCAACAACAACGAUUCGGUUGUUAGUCACUACGCAUACUUCCCGGGCCAGCCGAGAUGGACCAGAGCAAGGCCAGUUGUGCUAACAUACGCUCUCUCGCCUACAAACAACAUUGACUACAUCCCUAGGCCCAAAGUGGAGGCCGCAGUCCGUCGCGCCUUCGGCCGAUGGGCCAGAGUCAUCCCUGUUAAGUUCCGGCCCGCUGAGGACUAUGACGCUGCCGACGUCAAGCUAGGAUUCUACAGAGGGGAUCACGGUGAUGGAGAGGCUUUUGACGGGGUUUUGGGGGUUUUGGCCCAUGCGUUCUCGCCGGAGAGUGGGAGGCUGCACCUCGAUGCGGCGGAGAGAUGGGCCGUGGACUUUGGGGUGGAGGAGUCCGAUGUGGCCGUGGAUUUGGAGUCUGUGGCCACGCACGAGAUUGGGCAUGUUCUUGGGCUCGGACAUUCGGCGGUUAAAGAGGCCGUUAUGUUCCCCAGCCUCAGCCCGCGGUCUAAAAAAGUCGAGCUAACGGUUGAUGACGUUGAGGGUGUGCAGGCUCUUUAUGGGUCGAAUCCCAACUUCAACAUCACAUCUUUUUUGGAGUCGGAAACAUCGUAUGCCGUUGAUUCAGUGAGAAGAAGUUUUAUGGGGAAUUUUGUGGGGGUCAUUGUUUUGCUUUUGUGUGUAUGAGGGGAUAGGAUUAGGCAUAUUUUUGAUUCAAAAUUUUUUUUCCCCAUAUUAUUUGAUGAACAAGUUGCAUAUGAAAAGAAGAAGACGACGGAGAAUGUACAGAAGAAAAAUGUAAAUUAUGUUAGGAAAAUGAAAGGAGAUAGGUAAGUGGAGUUUGGA